CAACGGGCCUAGAAGUAGCUAAAGGGUUAAUUAUUGCAAUGGUGACCAUGCUCGCCUACUUGAGCAAGAAGAUCAGCAUUCCCAAUGACACCUUUGUAAGCAGCCUGGCCUGGCAUUCAAAGGAGGGAUGGCUGGCAGUAGGAGGUAACACUGGCCUGCUUAGAGUACUGAAACUUGAGCUACAAGCACAAGAUAAAGAUGCUAAAGUUAAAGGAUUGGCUGCUCCUAGCACAUUGGCAAUGAAUCAGACCUUAGAAGCACAUCAUGCUCCAGUGGUGGGUGUAACUUGGAACGAUAAAGAAAAUAAACUUACUACCUGUGACCAGAACGGGCUCAUUGUGGUAUGGGUACUGUACAAGAACUCGUGGGCUCAGGAAAUGAUUAAUAACAGGAAUAAGAGCCCAGUCUCAAUGAUACAAUGGAACGAAGAUGGACAAAAGAUAUGUAUUGUUUAUGAAGACGGUGCAGUGAUAGUGGGAUCUGUUGAUGGUAACAGGAUCUGGGGCAAAGAGCUAAGAGGAGCUACCUUAACACUUACCCAGUGGUCACCAGACAGUAAAAUCCUAUUAUUUGGUAACAGCCAGGGAGAGAUUCUCAUUUAUGAUAGUCAUGGGGCAUACAAUAGUAAAAUGACUCUACAUUGUUUAGCUAACUACACAGGCUCAGUCAAGCUGGUUAGUAUCCAAUGGUACAGUGGCUCCAAUGGCUACAUCUCUUCCAACGUCCCUUGUCUUGCCGUUGCCUUUGAUAACGGCCGAAUACAAGUCAUGAGACACGAGCUCGACGAAAAGCCGGUGAUUAUCAAUGCCCCUGUAAGCGUGAAGACCAUCUCUUGGAAUUACAAUGGGUCUAUAUUGGCAGUUGCUGGUUCUCAGAUGAGGACCGAUGAUAAGGAGAUCAGUAUAGCUCAGUUUUACAGUCCUAUGGGAAAGUUACUCUAUUCAUUGCGUAUACCUGGUCGUGGGCUCACAGCAGUAGCAUGGGAAGGCACUGGAUUAAGAAUAGCAUGUGGUGUUGGACCUUACAUAUACUUUGCUAACAUUCGCUAUAAUUACAAGUGGGCGUUCUUUGCUAAUACUGUUGUGUACUCGUACAAGAAGCCCGGGACGCUCCAGGAGUGUGUCAUGUUUUGGAACGUUGAAGAGCAAGAGCUUAACGUGAAGACCUGCCAGCGCCUCAUCUUAAUGACAUCCACCACUGACUACGGACUACUGGUAACAGAAUCAGUUACUUUAGAGAAUCAGUACUCACUGUUACUAUGCAAUUCUCUUGGGAUACCAGUAGACACUAAAUAUCUGCCAUUUGAGCCCACAUUUGUUAGUCUAUCAAAGACUCAUAUUGUUGCUGCUACUGGCAAUGUAUUGUUUGUUUGGUACUACCGGACUGCCUCAAGGCUUGCUGCCCCUGAGCUCAACACUGCUGUCAGCAAAGCAUUGGAGACAAAGGACAAGCUGUUUCAUAUUGAUGAGAGGGUCACUGAUGAGACCGGGGUUGACUUUGAAUGCGUCCGUAAGGAGACAGUUGACCCUAUAAGUGGAAUUACUGCUUCUGAUCAACUACUGAUAGUUGGUAGAAUGUCAGGGUCCAUUCACACGUACACGCUGCCUCAGCUGUCACUCGUGAUGACUUUUGCUGUCCAGUGUCAGCCAGUUCAUCUUGGGCUCAAUAUGGACUCUACCAUGCUCUCUGUAGUGGACAAUGGUGGAAUGUUUAGCCUUUACCACAUGAGUGAUGGAUCCAAGCUGGCCCUGGAGAGGAAGGAGGUAUGGGGUGUGAAAUGGGCUGAUGAUAAUCCUGACCUCUUUGCCAUCAUGGAGAAGACCAGGAUGUACAUAUUCAGAGGCCUUGAUCCUGAGGAGCCUGUUAUUAGUUCAGCCAGCAUAUGCUCAUUCUCUAAUCUUCAAGUUAAGGCAGUCCUGCUAGAUGAACUAAUGAAAACUCCAGACACUCCAGUUGCUGAGCUAGUUGUUAAUCUUGAUGUGAAGUCACUGAGAGAUACAAGGCAGUUAUUGGAAAAAGUUGGAUUCGAUGACACAUUUCAAUUCAUUAAUGACAACCCUCACCCAAGGCUAUGGCAGUUAUUGGCUGAGUCGGCUCUGAAGUCUUUCAAUUUUGAAAUAGCACGAAAAGCUUUUGUGUGCUGCUCUGACUAUCAGGGGAUUCAGUUUGUGAAAAGGCUUCAGAAACUAACAUCAAAGGAGAUCGUGAGAGCUGAAGUAGCAGCAUAUUAUGAUGAUUUUGAUGAGGCAGAAAGAUUGUAUAUACAAAUGGACAGAAAGGACCUUGCAAUUGAGCUAAGAGUAAAGUUAGGUCACUGGUUUCGUGUGCUGCAGUUACUGAAGUCUGAUGGAUCUUUAGCUACUGAUGUACAAAUGGCUCAAGCAUGGAAUUCCAUUGGUGACUAUUAUGCAGAGAGAGAUAUGUGGGAACAUGCUUUGGGGUAUUACACUCAGGCUAGCAACACAGAGCUAAUGGCUAAAGCCUUCUUUAUACUGGAGAAGUUUGAUUCACUGGAAUCACUAGCAGAUACCCUACCAGUCAACCAUCCUUUAUUACCAGACUUGGCUCUCAAGUUUUAUAACAUGGGUAUGUGCAUACCAGCAGUCUCUGCUUAUCUUAAAUCAGGGAAUGCAACAGCUGCAUUAAAUUGCUGCGUUGAUUUGAAUCAGUGGGAUAAAGCUAUACAAUUGUCUAAGGAGCAUGGGCUCAAAGACGUCACACAAUUGCUUAGGAAUGCAGUCAAAGAGCUAUUGGAUGGAGGACAGAUCAUACCGGCAAUUGAGUUGUAUAGGAAAGCAGGAUAUUUCCUCGAAGCUGCUAAACUUAUAAAUGAUGUAGCAAAGCUUGCUGGAGGACAGGGAAAGCUGAGUCCGUUGAAAAUUAAGAAGAUGUAUGUUCUUUCUGCUCUAAUGGUUGAAGAGUAUCGAUCUAGUAUCAAGACUAGUGCACCAAGGAAAAAACAAACCAACAGCUCAGGCCUUAGUUCAACGAUACAAGGACUCCUGGUAGAGGACACCCUAGGAGAUACUGCAUUGCUUGAUAAAGGAUGGCGUGGAGCUGAAGCCUAUCACUUAUUUGUACUGUCACAGAAACAAUUCUAUUCUAAAGACACUGAGAGCAGUCUCAAGACAGCAAUGAUUGUGCAGAGUUACAGUGAUGUACUUUCAGCAGUUGAGAUGUACAGUCUUGUUGCUUUAACUGGUUGUGCAUGUCAAGCAUACUCUGUUGCUUCACAAGCCCUAAUGAAGUUGGAGUGUUCUCCAUCUCUCUCAAGCAGUCAAUUAGAAAUGUAUGAAGAGUUGGGAGUUGAGAUAUUCAGACAGCAUCCACCACGCAGUAAAACUACGCCUCUUUCCUGUCCUACAUGUGACACCAGUUUAUAUGAGUGGGUUACUCCUUGCCCAGGCUGUAACUCCAAUCUUGUGAUAUGCAUGGGGUCAGGCUCCAUUACUGAGUCUGAUUCAUGCUGGUUAUGUCCACAUUGCAAGCAUUACACUCGUACAGAUCUCUCGUGUCUCCUUGCUACUUGUCCUUUGUGUCACUUCACUAUCACUUAAGAGAAGCCUCUCUGGUCUAGUAUAACUUAUGACUAACAUAAUUCAUUGAUAUUAAACUAUAAUGCUCUAUCUUUCACCAUCUCUUUACUGGCAAAUACAAUCUUAUAGCAAAAUAAA
Molecule: messenger RNA, 3674 nt
Organism: Amphimedon queenslandica
Lineage: Eukaryota; Metazoa; Porifera; Demospongiae; Haplosclerida; Niphatidae
Product: WD repeat-containing protein 35-like
Exons: 32
Coding region: 39-3557 (1172 amino acids)
Biological process (GO): protein localization to cilium; non-motile cilium assembly; intraciliary retrograde transport
Cellular component (GO): intraciliary transport particle A; non-motile cilium
Molecular function (GO): protein binding
Source: RefSeq, a predicted model, not a curated record